UUUCAUUAACCGCGUCUUCAUUGUGCGCGCCAUCAUUUGCGAAACAUGGACACGGCCUCGUCUUAUGUAGACGUUGUCACAUCGGUUUCUACCAUCCUAGAAGAAUUCAGUCAUCCAUUUACCAUUGUCGGACAGGCUGCGAAUCGAUGGAUGGGUUCCAACGGAUGCUACGACGACGCUAUCGACUUACUCCUUCGAGACGACCAGCUCACCCCUAUCACGCUAGCCUUGGUUCAAUCCGGCGAAUGGGACUACUUUGACCUGCAUAAGGAUCGGCAGGACGACGAGGACUGUUAUCCCGAGUUUUUAGAGUACGGUCAUGACGCCGACCAAGUUUUAGAGCGCAAAGUUGGGCCAAACGACAUAUGGUGCUUCUUGUAUAUUAGAAUAUGGUCCGAGAAAGCUUUCCACUUGAAAGUCGACGGGGUUUCCUGGUUUAAGGCACCCAAUCUCUUUACCGGCUGGCCGACAGUCGUCGAGGAUCGUUUCCAUCCUGCAGCCGAUCGCACUGAUGGUUGGUUCUUCGGUCCCAACCUACUAUCACGCUGCGACCAAAGUCGUUUAUCUCCGCACCCAUUGGACGGCAUUAGCAUCCUCGUACCGAGCAUCCCUUCUUAUCUCAACGCAAUGGUUUACCACGCAACGCAAUACAAAACGGCAAAACCGCAACUUUCAUUCAUGUCGAAAUGGCAAAUUCGCAAUCUGACGAGAUACUUGUAUCUGGAGCUUCCUGAAUGCCGUCACCGGGUUCUCCUCGAAGUUGACGCGGACGCUGAGCAGUUUCUGGGGCAGUUUUUUGACAAGUACAAGAGGAAGCCCCUUUUCAAUAUCAAUAAAUCCGGGGAAGUCGUAGAAAUCAAGCCAUGGUCUCAUGGUAUCUACAGUGCGUUUCUGGCCUUGGUGUUUGUCGGGAUACUUCCUACCCUCAUAUAUUAUUAUAGGCAUUCCCAGGCCCUUGGUUGCGUUAGAAGUUUCUUACCCUCGUAUGUCGCUAUAGGCGUUCCCAGCAGCCUGAAGGAAGCUCUCAGCAAGAGAAUUGUUUAUUUCUCGCUCCUAUCGUUCAUCCUCCCUUUCUUCUUCCAAACCCUCCAUAAACUUCAACAUCCUUACAGCCAUCCAACGCCCUCCCGAAUAGCGAGUCUUAUUGUUCGUCCCGCCUUCCGCUUCUCCAACAUGCCGCAUCCCACCAAGCCGAUCUCCGACCCGAUGAAAGCAGCUCUGCUUGAGUACUUUCAAGCUUCUAUCGAUCUGACGGAGGAUGUGGACAUUGCUGGCUCUGUGGAAGCGAUAACCGCUUUCCGUGCUGCAAUCGAUUGGGGAGGCACGCGCUUCCAUAUCUGCCCGGGCGAAACGAUUGAGUUCGACAGCCGCCUUAAGUUCAGAGUCAGACUCGAGCUGCUCCAACUCGGCGGUCCAUUCGUCGAAUCAGUCUCCGCGGUCGAACUUCUUGGAGGGUUCGUCGCUGGCCUGCCGGACUUGAUUUGGAACCGUGCAAAGACGAUAGUCGGGCGGGGAGAGGAUGGUGACAUUGCGGAUUUCAAGUUCUUGUUGGCAGAAGCGGAAAAGCCGGGACUGACAAUCUCACUGCGAGACGACGAUAUGAGGGAGGUGCUAGAGGAGGCUGGGGAGGAGUUGACGGAGCGCGAGAGAUCAUUACUACAAUCGCUUAUGAAGCCGCCGCUGAAAGACAGCGAAAUCCAUUACCAGGCCAAGCCCGGUUCCUUCAGUAUGUUAUCCCUGCGUACUGCUGCCCUGAUGAUCAUCGCUUUCCUGAACCCAGCACGCCCAAUACGGCUGAGUCGCGAUCUCCUUCCGCUUGUUGUUGAUCGCGUCAACGAAUUCCUCUAG
Molecule: messenger RNA, 1848 nt
Organism: Lindgomyces ingoldianus
Lineage: Eukaryota; Fungi; Ascomycota; Dothideomycetes; Pleosporales; Lindgomycetaceae
Exons: 7
Coding region: 46-1848 (600 amino acids)
Source: RefSeq, a predicted model, not a curated record